CACUUUCCCUGUUUUUAUUCCAUGAUAUUUGAAAACAUAUUUUUGAAACGGAAUACAAAAAGAAGAAAAAAAAAUUGGAGAGAUGAAAUAAGUAGAGUGAGGAAUAGGCAGAAAAAUGAGAAGGAUGAGGAUGGGGCGAAGAGGGUGAAACGUAUGGAACUAAGGAAGAAAGCACAACAGAGAUAAGAACACCACCAACAUCAACCAACAACGACAAAAGGAUUUUUUUUUAAGUUGAGGCGUCAGAAAGUUUAAUAAAAUAACUAUAAGAACACGAUCAAUAUGGCGUCGCCGACAUCACAUCGGGAAAGCGACACAGGUAUGAAUGCAGAAUGGGGUAAAGUUGGAGGCUAUGCUGGAGCAGAUGUCAUCAUCAUAGCUCCGACCCUGGACGCAGGAAUGCCAUACAACUACAGUUUCAAUGACUCCAUCGAUGCCAGCGGCAACGAAACCGACUUCGAAACGCCCGUCUUUACCCCAGAGUACCUCAUUCGCGUGGUCACACUGACUUCCAUCAUGGUGCUCUCGGGACCUCUCAACCUCGCCGUCUUUGUGUCACUCUGGCGUCAACGACGUCCGAAAUCGCGGAUCAACCUCCUCAUCAUGCACCUCGCCGUCGCCGAUCUCCUCAUCACCUUCGUGAACAUCCCCACUGACGUCAUCUGGUUUUGCACGGUCCGCUGGUUGGCUGGAAAUGUAAUGUGUAAACUGUUGAUGUUCAUCGAGUCGGGGGCGAUGUAUGCGUCGUCGUUUGUCCUCAUCGUCAUCAGUCUGGACCGCUUCGCCGCAAUCGUACACCCGCUCAGCGUGAGUAAGGCGGACAGGAGGUGUAAGAUCAUGCUGAGGGUGGCCUGGUCUUCUUCAGUUGUCUGUAGUCUUCCACAGACGGCUGCCAGCUGUCUAGUAGCGGCAGUGCUAGAGAACCUGACAAACUUAGAAGAUCUAAGUACCUCUCUGGCAGAGUCAGAGGUUGAAGAACAUGAUGCUGUCUCUUCAUUGUUACUGGCGAUGGUUAAACUCAUUCUCCUCUUUUGA
Molecule: messenger RNA, 1035 nt
Organism: Lytechinus variegatus (green sea urchin)
Lineage: Eukaryota; Metazoa; Echinodermata; Echinoidea; Temnopleuroida; Toxopneustidae
Product: gonadotropin-releasing hormone II receptor-like
Exons: 2
Coding region: 283-1035 (250 amino acids)
Biological process (GO): G protein-coupled receptor signaling pathway
Cellular component (GO): membrane
Molecular function (GO): G protein-coupled receptor activity; peptide binding
Source: RefSeq, a predicted model, not a curated record